Suncus etruscus (white-toothed pygmy shrew) is the source of this 850-nucleotide messenger RNA. RefSeq names its product PRELI domain containing 3B (gene PRELID3B). Gene Ontology annotation, molecular function: phosphatidic acid transfer activity. NCBI's taxonomy places the organism in Eukaryota, Metazoa, Chordata, Mammalia, Eulipotyphla, Soricidae. Gene Ontology annotation, cellular component: mitochondrial intermembrane space. The record is from RefSeq and is a predicted model, not a curated record. Gene Ontology annotation, biological process: phospholipid transport.
GCUGCGCGCGGCGCUAAGGGCGGAAGUCAAUUCCGGCCGGGCCGGGCCGGGCAAAGGGGCGGGGCCCGGCGGCGACCUCGACUGCGUCUGCGCACUGAGCCGCGGGCCGGGCCGGGGGCCGGAGAGGCUGCUCAGUGCUCCUUCCUGGGCCGCAUCAUGAAGAUCUGGACCUCGGAGCACGUCUUCGACCACCCAUGGGAGACUGUGUCGACGGCCGCCAUGCAGAAGUACCCGAACCCCAUGAACCCCAGUGGUGGCGUGGACGUGCUGCGCAGGCAUGUGGAUGCCUCGGGGAAGCUGCACAGCCUGCGCCUGCUCAGCACCGAGUGGGGCCUGCCAGCCAUCGUCAAGUCUCUUAUUGGUGCGGCGAGAACCAAAACAUACGUACAAGAACAUUCUGUAGUUGACCCUGUUGAAAAAACGAUGGAGCUGAAAUCCACCAAUAUUUCAUUUACAAAUAUGGUAUCAGUAGAUGAAAGACUUAUAUACAAACCACAUCCUCAACACCCAGAAAAAACGAUUCUCACGCAAGAAGCCAUCAUCGCUGUGAAGGGCGUCAGUCUCAGCAGCUACCUCGAAGGCCUGAUGGCGUCCACCAUCUCCUCAAAUGCCAGCAAAGGUCGUGAAGCAGUGGAAUGGGUCAUUCAUAAAUUAAAUGCUGAGAUUGAAGAAUUGGCAGCUUCGGCAAGAGGAAGCAUUAGAACACCCAUGGCGGCGGCCGCGGCGUUUGCAGAGAAAUGAUACUCGGCCAUGGCAGCCUUUUCCCCGGGCGUCAGCAAACUGGCGAUGUAUUUAUUUGUUCUUUGAGAAAGGACAACUAUGUUGUAGUUUUUAAGAAAAAGAAAUUUCU